AUGCCAUCAGGAAAUGACACAAUUUUAAAUGCUUCAAGAAAAUCAAUUAACAAAAAAACCACCAAGUUUCCAUCGUCCUCUACCGCUGUUUCACCUGCAUCAGAUGUUUAUUCUGAUAAAACUGUUCAAGCAUCAAAACUAUUAACAUCUCAAAGUGCUAUUUACAAAAAGACUCCAUCAUCCACAGCUGUUUCAACUGCAUCAGAUAUUUAUCCUGAUAAAACCGUUCGAACAUUAAGACAAGCAGCAUCCCUAAAUGCCUUUUACGCAGCUUCUCCAAGAUUUCAAUCAUCUUCUACGGCUGUUACACCUAUGUCAACAUAUGUAGAUGUGUCGAUAUCUGCUCCUAUUGAUGCUCGUCAUAAUGAUCCAGAUUUAAAUGCAGGGCCUAUAACACCAAUCAGCAUGGAACCUAUUUCCACUUUUUCAGCCCAAGAUACAGCUAAAUAUAACCCAGAUAAAUUUGACUGCAAGCCAUCGCACGUAAGCGCUAUUUUACAUGCAUACUUUCUUUAA
Molecule: messenger RNA, 516 nt
Organism: Racocetra fulgida
Lineage: Eukaryota; Fungi; Glomeromycota; Glomeromycetes; Diversisporales; Gigasporaceae
Source: the annotation of a GenBank genome assembly